UGUAAUGGGUGGUCCAGCUAAAGACGAGACCGGAUUUGUAAUGGGUGGUCUACCUGAAGACGAGACCGGAUUUGUAAUGGGUGGUCCAACUGAAGACAAGACCGUUUCUGUAAUGGAUGGUCCAGCUGAAGACAAGACCGGAUCUGUAAUGGGUGGUCUAGCUGAAGAUAAGACUGGAUCUGUAAUGGGCGGUCCAGCUGAAGACAAGACCGGAUCUCGAAAAAACGACAAUAAAGCUAAUAAGCUUAUGAGUUUUUCUGGAAUUUUAGAGAAAGAGAAGAAUUCAAAGAAUACCCCCUAUGAACGUAAACCAUUUGAAUGUAAUAUUUGUUCCUUUUCUUCCUCCUCCGAACCUCUUCUUCAGAAACAUCUUCUGGAACAUCUUCUGAAACAUCAGAGAAUUCAUACUAAAGAAAAAUCUUUCGAGUGUGAACAGUGCUCAUACGCUUGUUCUAAUAAACAUCAUCUAGUUUUACAUCAGCGAAUUCACACUGGUGAGAAGCCCCACAAGUGCAAGGAAUGCUCAUAUGCUUGUGCUCAAAAAAGUAGUCUAGUCGAACAUCAGAGAGUUCACACUGGUGAAAGACCAUUCAAGUGUGAACAUUGCUCAUAUGCUUCUUCUCAGAAAGGCACUCUAGACUUACAUCAACGAAUUCACACUGGUGAGAAACCAUACAAGUGCGAGGAAUGCUCAUUUGCUUUCACUCAAAAAGGUAGUUUAGUUAAACAUCAGCGAAUUCACACUGGUGAGAAACCCUACAAGUGUACAGAAUGCUCAUAUGCUUCUUCUAUAAAAUGUAAUCUAGUCCAACAUCAGAAAGUUCACACUAAUGAAAGACCAUUCAAGUGUGAACAGUGUUCAUAUGCUUCUUCUCGUAAACGCCUUCUUGUUUUACAUCAGCGAAUUCACACUGGUGAGAAACCCUACAAGUGUACAGAAUGCUCAUAUGCUUCUUCUAUAAAAUGUAAUCUAGUCCAACAUCAGAAAGUUCACACUAAUGAAAGACCAUUCAAGUGUGAACAGUGUUCAUAUGCUUCUUCUCGUAAACGCCUUCUAGUUUUACAUCAGCGAAUUCACACAGGUGAGAAACCCUACAAGUGUACAGAAUGUUCAUAUGCAUGUUCUGUAAAAGGUAAUCUAGUCAAACAUCAGCGAAAUCAGCAUUUGUAGGGAGAAUCCCUGCAAAUGUAACGACUGUGAAUACACAAGCCCUUCUAAAUCAAAUUUUAUUAAUGAUCAUCAAUGAAUUCAUACUGAGAAAAAACGUUAUAAAGAAAGAUCAGGGCCAGGGUAGUCUCACGAUUAACUUUUGUUAGAUUAUUGAUGCUCAUGCUUUCAAAUACAGGGG
Molecule: messenger RNA, 1349 nt
Organism: Bolinopsis microptera
Lineage: Eukaryota; Metazoa; Ctenophora; Tentaculata; Lobata; Bolinopsidae
Product: zinc finger protein 501-like
Exons: 1
Coding region: 5-1171 (388 amino acids)
Biological process (GO): regulation of transcription by RNA polymerase II
Cellular component (GO): nucleus
Molecular function (GO): DNA-binding transcription factor activity, RNA polymerase II-specific; RNA polymerase II cis-regulatory region sequence-specific DNA binding
Source: RefSeq, a predicted model, not a curated record